CUGCCAGUGCUUCGGGGAAGAUAAGUGGAAAGAGGUGGUUUUUACAGUUGGGCAGACAGAACUUUGUGGAGCUGAGUGUGAGCUCCUCCCGUACAGCAGAACUGAAAAAGCCCGCUUAGGCUCCCCAGCCCCUCUUCAAGAUAUUUGAUUAGGAAUUUGGGGGCGGGCCCUGGCCUGGCACAGACUCGCACACUCUCCGUAGGCACUCACUCCUCUCUCUCUCCCUCUUCCUCUCUCUCACAUUCUCCAACCCAAGGAGGCCAGACAGAAGGACCAGGUCACUCUGAACGGUUCAACCCGAGAUUCAAAAUGCAGUGGGCCUCCAUCUUACUGCUGGCAGGGCUCUGCUCACUUACCCAGGGCCAGUAUGACGAAGACAAUCACUGGUGGAUCCAAUACCUCCGAAACCAGCAGUCCACCUACUACGACCCCUAUGACCCUUACCCCUACGAGCCCUCUGAGCCUUACCCCUACGGAGUGGAGGAAGGCCCCUCCUACGCCUACGGUGCACCUCCUCCGCCAGAGCCCCGUGACUGUCCCCAAGAGUGCGACUGCCCACCCAACUUCCCCACAGCCAUGUACUGUGACAACCGCAACCUCAAGUACCUGCCCUUUGUGCCCUCCCGUAUGAAGUAUGUCUACUUCCAGAACAACCAGAUCUCCGCCAUCCAGGAAGGCGUCUUUGACAACGCCACUGGGCUGCUCUGGAUUGCGCUCCAUGGCAACCAGAUUACCAGUGACAAGAUAGGCAGGAAAGUCUUCUCCAGGCUGAGGCAACUGGAGAGGCUGUACCUAGACCACAACAACCUGACCCGGAUGCCCGGCCCGCUGCCUCGAUCCCUGAGAGAGCUCCACCUGGACCACAACCAGAUCUCACGGGUCCCCAACAACGCUCUCGAGGGCCUGGAGAACCUCACCGCACUGUACCUCCACCACAACGAGAUCCAGGAAGUGGGAAGUUCCAUGAGGGGGCUCCGGUCCCUGAUCCUUCUAGAUCUGAGUUAUAACCACCUCCGAAGGGUGCCCGAUGGUCUGCCCUCAGCCCUGGAGCAGCUGUACCUAGAACACAACAACGUCUACACCGUCCCUGACAGCUACUUCCGGGGGUCCCCCAAGCUGUUGUACGUGCGGCUGUCUCACAACAGCCUCACCAACAACGGCCUGGCCACCAACACCUUCAAUUCCAGCAGCAUUCUCGAGCUGGACCUGUCCUACAACCAGCUGCAGAAGAUCCCCCCUGUCAACACCAACCUGGAGAACCUCUACCUCCAAGGCAACAGGAUCAAUGAGUUCUCCAUCAGCAGCUUCUGCACGGUGGUGGACGUCAUGAACUUCUCCAAGCUGCAGGUGCUGCGCCUGGAUGGGAACGAGAUCAAGCGCAGCGCCAUGCCCGUGGACGCGCCACUCUGCCUGCGCCUCGCCAGCCUCAUCGAGAUCUGAGGGGCCGCGCUCCAGGCUCCGCGCUCCGGGCUCCGGGCGCACGCCCCGCCGCCACCCCGCUGCAUUCGGCUUGAUGGUCUGGUUUGGCUUUUGCUGGAUGGUCUGGGACAAGCAUGUGACACAAGUCCACGGGUUUUUAGUCAGUCUCCUUCCAACGGGCAAAGUGAGGUGGGAUCGGGGACCCUGCCAGGUCCUGCAGAGAGGACAAAAGUGCUGGAGGACUAACCAUGGAGUCCAGCCCCCCAAUUCUUACUAUCACCCGACCUUCCCCAAGACCUGGUCCGGCAGAGCGUAACCGUGCGUAGACAGUAGCAUAGAACCAUUUUCAGACAAUCUGACUUCUGGGGCUGUGUUGCUUCUGCAGUUACUCUGGGCUCCUAUACAUUGCUCCUCAAAACACACCUCUUGUCCAAGCACCUCCUCCUCGGCCCACCUCGUCCACUCUGCCCUCUUUCACCGAGGCCUCUUCCAUGUCUUAGGCAGUCAGGAGACAC
Peromyscus leucopus (white-footed mouse) is the source of this 1934-nucleotide messenger RNA. It is a transcript of the gene Fmod, whose product is annotated as fibromodulin. The record is from RefSeq and is a predicted model, not a curated record. Gene Ontology annotation, molecular function: protein binding. Bases 310 to 1440 code for a protein of 376 amino acids. NCBI's taxonomy places the organism in Eukaryota, Metazoa, Chordata, Mammalia, Rodentia, Cricetidae. The transcript is spliced from 3 exons.